AUGAAGAGAGAAAGACAUAACGAUGAUAGAAAAGAAGAUAGACUCAGCGAUUUAUCCGAAUGUGUUCUUCUUCACAUACUCUCCUUUUUGAGCGCCAAACAAGCCGUUCAAACUUGCAUUUUGUCCAAAAGAUGGAACAAUCUUUGGAAGCUUCUUCCCACCCUUAGAUUAAGUUCUUCAAACUUCGACACUCAGGAUGGUUUCACCCAAUUUACAACUAAAAUUUUGUCUCUUCGUGAUUAUUCAACUGCACACUAUCUCAGAUUUUGUAGCAAGGAUAUGGUAGAUUCUCAACUACUCGAAUGCAUUCUAAAUUGUGCUGUUUCACAAAAUCUACAACGGCUACUUAUCUCUCUCUUAUAUUAUAAUAUACACAUUCCGGCUUGCAUUUUUUCAUGUCACACAUUAACUUCUCUUAAACUUUAUGUUCGACAUCCUAAUGUGACAACAUUAUUUCCGAAUUCCCUAAAUUUGCCGGCAUUAACCCACUUGUCUCUAUUGUGCUUUGUAUUUCGUAGUGGCAAUGAUGGUCGAGCUGAACCCUUUUCAGCAUUAAAAAAAUUAAAUAUUUUAUCCAUUAGGUUCUGUAAAGUUUUGGAUGUAGACAAUCUCAGCAUAUCUAGUGCCACACUUACCAAUUUAACUAUACAAACAAAGCAGGGACGGAAUUACUCCAAAAUUGAACUAUCUACUCCAAAUCUUUCUACAUUUGCUUAUGGUGGUACUCCUUUCGAAAAAAUAUGUGGGAGCCAUCUUUGUUCUGUUAAACAUGUAAAUAUUGAUGCAUAUAUGCGCGUGAAUAAUGCUGAGCCUCCAUCCAAUCUACUCAGCUGGCUGAAAGAGUUUACUGAAAUCAAAUCAUUGACGGUAACUUCAACUACUCUUGAGGUUCUCUCCUUAGUUCCUAAUUUAUUGAAGGUUAAAUUUCACUCCUUGUGUAACUUGGAAACACUGAGAGUAAAAAAGGUAGGAAUUUCAUCUGCAUCUUACGAUUCAAUGGUACAUGGCAAAUUCGUGCCGCUGUCUGUCAAAUGCCAGAAUGAAUUUGCCAAGUUUCGAGAAGCCAUAUUUAAAGAAGGAUCUCCAGCCAUACCUGACGAUGAUAUAGUUGUCUUUUUGCUUCAAAAUUCACCUUCAGCAAAAAAAGUUCAUAUCAUUAAUUAG
Molecule: messenger RNA, 1164 nt
Organism: Trifolium pratense (red clover)
Lineage: Eukaryota; Viridiplantae; Streptophyta; Magnoliopsida; Fabales; Fabaceae
Product: putative F-box/FBD/LRR-repeat protein At1g78760
Exons: 2
Coding region: 1-1164 (387 amino acids)
Molecular function (GO): protein binding
Source: RefSeq, a predicted model, not a curated record